AUGGUUUCGCUCUUUAGCCUGAGCCAGGCAUCUUGGCUCUAUCCUUUACGAGUAAGCAUCAUCACCAUCCAACCUAGUUAUCCAAGCCUAAGACAGCUUACAACUUCUACUUCCAAGCAGGGCAUAAUAUUCUUCAUCUGCCACCCUUUCCUAUGGCCACUAUUCCGCGCUCGUCUAUUCUCCAUUUCUCUCCUCUCCGCAUUCAUUUAUACCAUCCUAUUCACCCUCACCUACCUCCCACAAGUUGCAUUUCUCGCCAUCUUCCAAGGCACUGGCGCCUGGGUGAAUGGGCUAUUCCUCGUCCUGGGAGAAGGUGCCGCGAUUGUCCAAAUCCUUUUCGAGGCCUUCUUCGUCGAUGAAACUCUCGUUGAUGUCUUCGAUGCCGUCCUGAUAAGUCAGGGUGAGGAGGACCUUGUUGCUACCUCGCGGACCAUUCAUCCACGCGCCGACCAAAGUCAAGGUGGAGACGGUGAUGGUGACGGGAACGGCAACGGGGAUGCUGCUCUGUCGCUAAAUCCAACACAAAGGCUGGGUAAGCCGAUUACGAGUGCCAUAUAUGCGCCUUUCUCUCUCCGGCAGAUUGUAGAAUUUAUCGUGCUGCUACCGCUUAACUUAGUCCCCGUGGCCGGGACACCGAUGUUUCUGAUCCUAACAGGUUAUCGGGCGGGCCCCUUGCAACAUUGGAGGUAUUUUGAAUUUAGGGGAUUUAAUAAGAAUGAAAGGAAGAAGUUUGUGGCGAAAAGGAGGGUCAGAUAUACCUGGUUCGGAACAGUUGCAUUAAUCCUGCAACUGGUACCCAUGCUCUCCAUGUUCUUCCUCCUCACCACCGCCGUUGGUUCAGCUCUGUGGGCUACCGAUUUCGAGAGGCGUCGACGAAUUGCCAUCGAGCGCUCAGAGGCAGGGCGUCACAGUGGAUAUCGCACUCUUGUAUAG
Messenger RNA from Histoplasma mississippiense, 933 nucleotides. RefSeq lists its product with no specific name. Bases 1 to 933 code for a protein of 310 amino acids. Gene Ontology annotation, cellular component: ascospore wall; lipid droplet; prospore membrane. The record is from RefSeq and is a predicted model, not a curated record. NCBI's taxonomy places the organism in Eukaryota, Fungi, Ascomycota, Eurotiomycetes, Onygenales, Ajellomycetaceae. The transcript has 2 exons.